Molecule: messenger RNA, 1042 nt
Organism: Paramecium sonneborni
Lineage: Eukaryota; Ciliophora; Oligohymenophorea; Peniculida; Parameciidae
Source: the annotation of a GenBank genome assembly
AUGAGCAAAAUUCCAAUUCUACACAUGAAAUAAAUUCUAGAUUCAAAGAUUGAUUACACUUCUUCAAUAACUUAAAUUGCAAUGAAGAAAUUAGGGUUGACUUAAAGUGCAUUAUAAAGGAUUAAUUAUAAAGAAUAUAUGGCAUCAACAAAUAAUAGUUAAUAAGAUUAUUUUUUGUAUUUACAUGCUAUCACUAUGAAUAUAAAUAAACUUCAAAAAGAAAUUUAGAAAAUGAAUAUGAAUAUGAAAGAUAAAUCUAUUAAUUGCACUAAUCCUGAAAAUGUUGAAGAAAUCAUAGCAUUAUUAGAUAAAAGAAUGAAGAACAAAAUUCAUACCAGUAGCUAAGCUUGUUUAAAUUCUAAUAGGGAUAAAUCAAUUGAACUAGAUGAUACAUUAGGUUGUAAAAUGUAGAUUAAAUAAAAAAAUAUUAAAUUGGCACUUUAAGGAUUAAAAUCUAUAACAGAAAGAAAUAGCAUAUAAAAGACUUAAAUAGCCAAUUAGAAUUCAAUUUGCAAUUCUUCAAAUUCUAAGAAGAUAAUUUUAAAAAGUAAUUACUUAAUUAGUAAAAUUAGAAUUGGUAGUUUCAAAUAAUUAAAGUGUUGCAGAACUAUUUUAAAAGUAAUAGGCUUCAAUUGAUGUUAGUACAAUGGAAUAGUUGAAUGAAUCUAUUAGGAAAUAUUUACCGGAUAAAAAUGUUGUAAUAAUGUCAGGGAUAAGAUAUAGAUUGAAAGAUAAUGUCAGUGAAAAGAAAUCGAUUGAUGAAUAAAUGUAGAAAAUAACAAAGAUAAGAAGUAUAUCUUAACAAUCAAUUGAUACAGGGAGAUAAAUACCAAAGUCUUUGAUAAAAUAGGGUUAGUAAAAAUAUGUGAAUGUGAUUUCAACAAAAUUAGAAAUGAUGUUGAGAUAAGAAAAAUUGAUAAGGGAAGAGCCAUUAAAAAUACAGAAAGUAAAAUUAGGGAGUUUAAUGGGAGUAAUAUAAAAAAUAAGGAACCAGUAGACAAAGUUAAGAAUGUUUGAAUAAAUAAAUAAUGAUUAUUGGUGA